This is a messenger RNA of Symbiodinium necroappetens, 1023 nucleotides long. Lineage: Eukaryota; Dinophyceae; Suessiales; Symbiodiniaceae. The record is from the annotation of a GenBank genome assembly.
AUGGCGGGAAAGAAGAAAGGAUCCGGCGUGGGGGCGGUCAUAAGGUUCGUCGAGAAGGUGGCCAUGUUUGUCGUCGCAGCCUUGGCUUGCUUUGCCCUGGUACGCUCAGACUAUCCUUCGAGAUGGCUCGUCGAAGAUUCCGAGUUUGUAGUCUUUGCACGGAAGCAUCGUGGUUGCCUGCUGAUUGAAUUCUCAGCGCCUGACGAGUACCACACCAUCUAUCGACCUACAGAAAAGAACAGCCUAAGACCAGACGAAAACUCGGAAAACUGUGGCUUCAUCGACCACGAAGAGGAUGAGUGGUUUUCUGGAAGAGUGUCAGUCUUUCAGGUUCAUGGCAAUGUAUCAUCGCUUCUGACGAACCAGUACUCCUUCUUGGGUAAGGCACAUGCUAGCAUGGGUGCGGAGUCCUACGAAGUGAACCCUGGGUACCUGCUCCUCCUAGGGGGAGUGGCGACUGCCUUGAGUGUGGUAUUUGAGGGCUGCCUGCUGAUCGCCAAGCUUGUGGAUGUUCCGAAGGCAUGGUGGUUCAGCCUUCUGAGCCUUAUCCCCUACUUCUUUUACAUUCCACUGAACACCCAAGUUUCGGAGAAUCAGCAGGUGUGGAUAAGAUUUCCGGCCCUUUAUGAGACGGCGGCACUCUUACUGAUUGUUGCAGCAGCCUUCCUUUCUGUUGCCGCCUGUGCACUAGCAUGCAUUUGUGCAAGUGGCCAGUGGCACGGUCAUCAUCAUCGCCACCGUCAUCAUGAUCAUCCAUGCAUUAUAGGCUGCGGCAUGUGUGGCAUAAUGACUGGGUACGGACUCUUGCUGCUGGUCCUGAUCGCGCUGUACACCAACUUCACCUUUCCUGCCAGCUUUGACUUCGAUUUUGAUUUCGAUUUCUCGUUUUCCAUAUACCUGGAAAUCUUGAAGGUGCUCACCUGGACUGCAAUGGGGACCGACCUGAUAGCGUUCAUUGCUUUUUUGUGUUCGCUACGCACAGAUAGCAAAGGAGGCCACGAACUCAGCGACGAGGCCGUCUGA